This is a messenger RNA of Mustela lutreola (European mink), 2179 nucleotides long. It is a transcript of the gene SOAT2, whose product is annotated as sterol O-acyltransferase 2. The transcript has 15 exons. Gene Ontology annotation, biological process: cholesterol homeostasis; cholesterol efflux; cholesterol metabolic process. Bases 202 to 1776 code for a protein of 524 amino acids. The record is from RefSeq and is a predicted model, not a curated record. Gene Ontology annotation, cellular component: endoplasmic reticulum membrane. Gene Ontology annotation, molecular function: cholesterol O-acyltransferase activity; cholesterol binding; fatty-acyl-CoA binding. Lineage: Eukaryota; Metazoa; Chordata; Mammalia; Carnivora; Mustelidae.
GGACAGCCAGCACUCUGGAACUGAGAAGCAUUACCCUCUAACCUCCUGAGCUUCUGGAGGUUCCCUCCUCCUGAAAGGACUUUAGUCUUUGGAGCUGUCGGAUGAGCUGAGUGAGAUAAGAGCUUGGCAGGCUGCGAAGGAAGGGAGGGGACACUUCUCCGCCACUUCUCCGCUGCCUGCUGACCCGUCAAGACUCACAUCAUGGAGCCAAAGGCGGCCCGAUUGCGGAGGGGAGAAGGGUUGAGAGGAGAGCAAGAGGACCGACCCUCGGCAGAAGGAAACUCUGAGAAGGACAGAGGCCUGGACUUGGUGCAAUGGACCCGCCAUAUGGAGGCCGUGAAGAUGCAGCUGUUGGAGCAAGCUCAGGGACCGCUGAUGGAGCUGCUGGACCGGGCCAUGUGGGAGGCCGUUCAGUCCUACCCACCGCAAGGUGGACCUCCGCCCUCGGCGCCUCCAGAUUCCUCGAGCAAGGCCCAGGAGCCAUCCCUGGGGAAACGGAAAAUUUUCAUCACCCGAAAGUCCCUGCUUGACGAGCUGAUGGAAGUGCAACAUUUCCGUACCAUCUAUCACAUGUUCAUCGCUGGCCUGUGUGUCUUCAUCAUCAGCACCCUGGCCAUCGACUUCAUCGACGAGGGCAGGCUGAUGCUGGAGUUUGACCUACUGAUCUUCAGCUUUGGACAGCUGCCCUUGGCGCUGAUGACGUGGGUCCCCAUGUUCCUGUCCACUCUGCUGGUGCCCUACCAGGCCCUGCGGCUAUGGGCGAGGCCCCGGGCUGGAGGGGCCUGGACGCUGGGGGUAGGCCUAGGCUGCGUGCUGCUGGCGGCCCACAACGCGGUGCUCUGCGUCCUCCCAGUCCACGUGGCCCUGAAGUAUCAGCUCCCGCCGGCUUCGCGCUGUGUCCUAGUGUUCGAGCAGGUCAGGCUCCUGAUGAAGAGCUACUCCUUCUUGAGAGAGGCUGUGCCUGGAGCCCUUUGUGCCAGAGUAGGAGACGGCAAACAAGCCCCCAGUUUCUCCAGCUACCUCUACUUCCUCUUCUGCCCUACACUCAUCUACAGGAAGACUUACCCCAGGACACCCAACGUCAGGUGGAAUUAUGUGGCCAAGAACUUCGCCCAGGCCCUGGGCUGCGUGCUGUAUGCCUGUUUCAUCCUGAGCCGUCUCUGCGUUCCUGUCUUUGCCAACAUGAGCCGGGAGCCCUUCAGUACUCGGGCCCUGGUGCUCUCCAUCAUGCAUGCCACGUUGCCAGGCAUCUUCAUGCUGCUGCUCAUCUUCUUUGCCUUCCUCCACUGCUGGCUCAACGCCUUCGCAGAGAUGCUACGAUUUGGAGACAGAAUGUUCUACCGGGACUGGUGGAACUCAACGUCCUUCUCCAACUACUACCGCACUUGGAAUGUGGUGGUCCAUGACUGGCUAUACAGCUACGUCUAUCAAGAUGGGCUGUGGCUCCUUGGCGGCCGGGCCCGAGGGGCCGCCAUGCUGGGUGUGUUCCUGGUUUCUGCCGUGGUCCAUGAGUACAUCUUCUGCUUUGUCCUGGGAUUCUUCUACCCCGUCAUGCUGAUACUCUUCUUAGUUAUUGGAGGGCUGAUGAACUUCAUGAUGCAUGACCGGCACACGGGCCCAGCGUGGAAUGUGUUAAUGUGGACCAUGCUCUUUCUGGGCCAAGGCAUCCAGGUCAGCCUGUACUGCCAGGAAUGGUACGCUCGGCGACACUGCCCCCUCCCCCAGACGACCUUCUGGGGGCUGGUGACACCUCGAUCUUGGUCCUGCCAUACCUAGAGAUCAGAGCACCCUCACUGCCCAGAUGAUACCACCAAGUUCUUCUCUGCCUGCAAAGCCCGGGACCAGGGUGCCCCUCCCUGCACUCCUGGAUCUAGCUCCAAGUCAAGGGGGCCUGGCAGGCAUGACCAGGGAACUCCAGAGACGGAGAUCCAUGGACCCAGAGGGCCACUGAGCACAGACACGGAAUGGUGGUAGCUCUUGAGCCUCCAGCCCCCUAGAGCAGGCACAGGGUCCACUCCUACCUCAUGACUGUCCAGACUUGGGAAGAUUUGAAGGAUCUUACAGAUCUGGUCAAUGCAAGGUGACCUAAAGAAGCCGGGACCGCCAAGGUUUGAGAAGGGUUUGGCUGGCGUUUUGUACUGUUACCAGUACAAUAAUAAACUGUGUCUCUUUUUAUUCA